Dipodomys ordii (Ord's kangaroo rat) is the source of this 2940-nucleotide messenger RNA. RefSeq names its product sodium/potassium-transporting ATPase subunit alpha-4-like. Gene Ontology annotation, cellular component: membrane. Gene Ontology annotation, biological process: potassium ion import across plasma membrane; intracellular sodium ion homeostasis; sodium ion export across plasma membrane. The coding region runs from base 1 to 2940 and encodes 979 amino acids. The transcript has 22 exons. Lineage: Eukaryota; Metazoa; Chordata; Mammalia; Rodentia; Heteromyidae. The record is from RefSeq and is a predicted model, not a curated record. Gene Ontology annotation, molecular function: ATP binding; ATP hydrolysis activity; P-type sodium:potassium-exchanging transporter activity.
AUGGCUAAUUCACGAAUAAUGGCUUCUUCUCAUGGAUGGAAUCCAAGCCCAAGAACUUCAUGGGGGCUUCGAAGUAAUAAGAGCCUAAUAAAAAAGAAAGAUAUAGAAGAACUAAAGAAAGAAGUGGACAUGGAUGACCACAAACUAACCUUGGAAGAGCUGAGUGCCAAGUACUCUGUGGACCUGACUCAGGGCCAUAGCCCAGAAAAGGCAAGAGAAAUCCUCCUUCGAGACGGACCCAAUACACUGACCCCACCCCCCAGCACUCCAGAGUGGUUCAAAUUCUUAAAACAACUGUUUGGUGGCUUCUCUCUCCUGCUGUGGACUGGUGCCAUUCUCUGCUUCUUGGCCGAUAUAGUCCAGUACCAUUUUAAGGAUGAACAGACCAGAGAUAAUCUGUACCUGGGCAUCGUACUAACUGCCGUGGUCAUCAUCACUGGCUGCUUCUCCUAUUAUCAGGAGGCCAAAAGCUCCAAGAUUAUGGAGUCCUUUAAGGACAUGUUGCCACAGCAAGCUAUGGUAGUUCGAGGAGGAGAACAGAUGCAAAUCCAUGUAAGAGAUGUGGUAGUGGGAGACAUAGUGGACGUGAAGGGUGGAGACCAAAUCCCUGCUGACCUCCGGCUUAUCUUAGCACAAGGGUGUAAGGUGGACAAUUCAUCCUUGACUGGGGAGUCCGAGCCCCAGAAUCGCUCUGCUGAUUUCACUCAUGAGAACCCGCUAGAGACCAAAAACAUCUGCUUCUUCUCCACCAACUGUGUGGAAGGAACAGCCCGGGGCAUUGUGAUUGCUACAGGAGAUGCCACAGUGAUGGGCCGAAUUGCUUCUCUGGCAUCAGGCCUGAAGACUGGAAAGACUCCCAUUGCGAUUGAGAUUGAACACUUCAUCCAGCUGAUCACAGGAGUAGCCGCCUUCCUUGGUGUCACUUUUUUCAUUCUCUCACUUUGCUUGGGCUACAACUGGCUGGAAGCAGUCAUUUUUCUAAUUGGCAUCAUCGUGGCUAAUGUGCCUGAGGGGCUUCUGGCCACUGUCACUGUAUCCUUGACCCUGACAGCCAAGCGUAUGGCACGGAAGAACUGCCUGGUGAAGAAUCUGGAGGCUGUAGAGACCCUGGGCUCCACAUCUACCAUCUGUUCAGACAAGACAGGCACUCUCACCCAGAACCGCAUGACAGUGGCCCACCUGUGGUUUGAUAAGAAGGUGUAUGAAGCUGACACCAGUGAACAUCAGUCUGGAAGCAAUUUUGACAAAGGCUCUGAUUCCUGGAUUAUCUUGGCUCAAAUCGCUGCCCUCUGCAACCGGGCUGACUUCAAACCUCGUCAGGAGAGCCUGCCCAUAGCUAAGAGGGCAACGACAGGGGAUGCUUCCGAGUCAGCGCUCCUCAAGUUCAUCGAACAGUCUUACUGCUCUGUGAAGGAAGUGAGAGCGAAAUACCCCAAGGUGGCAGAGAUUCCUUUUAAUUCUUCCAACAAGUACCAGCUGUCCAUCCACUUCCGAGAGGGCCAACCCGAGCCCUACGUGCUGAUGAUGAAGGGUGCUCCUGAGAGGAUCUUCGAUUUCUGCUCUACUUACCUGCUGGAUGGGCAAGAGUACCCAAUUGAUGAUGAAAUGAAGAAUGCCUUCGAAAAUGCCUACUUAGAACUGGGAGGUCUGGGGGAGCGUGUGCUGGGGUUCUGCUUCUUAAAUCUGCCUAGCAGCUUCCCUGAGGGAUUCCAAUUUGAUACCGUUGAAAUUAACUUUCCCAUGACAGAGCUGUGUUUCGUGGGCCUCAUAUCCAUGAUUGAUCCUCCUCGCACUGCUGUGCCGGAAGCUGUAGACAAGUGUCGCUGUGCGGGGAUUAAGGUGAUCAUGGUAACCGGAGAUCAUCCCAUUACAGCUAAAGCCAUUGCCAAGAAUGUGGGUAUCAUCUCAGAAGACAAUGAGACAGCAGAGGACAUUGCUGCCCGGCUUUAUAUUCCUGUCAGCCAGGUAGACACUAGGGAUAUUAAAGCCAUCGUGGUGCAUGGCUCAGAUCUGAAGAGAAUGAACUCAGAGCAACUGGACCACAUCCUCAAAAAUUAUAAAGAGAUUGUAUUUGCUCGUACUUCCCCUCAGCAGAAGCUCAUCAUUGUGGAAGGGUGUCAGAGGCAGGGAGCCAUUGUGGCCGUGACGGGUGAUGGGGUGAACGACUCCCCUGCCCUGAAGAAGGCGGACAUUGGCAUUGCCAUGGGCAUCUCUGGCUCUGACGUCUCUAAGCAGGCGGCUGACAUGAUCCUGCUGGAUGACAACUUUGCCUCCAUCGUCACGGGCGUGGAAGAGGGUCGUCUCAUCUUUGACAAUCUGAAGAAGUCCAUAGCGUACACCCUGACCAGCAAUAUCCCCGAGAUCACUCCCUUCCUGCUGUUCAUCAUCUUCAGCAUCCCCCUGCCCCUGGGGACCAUAAGCAUCCUCUGCAUUGACCUGGGCACUGACAUGGUCCCUGCCAUCUCUUUGGCUUAUGAGUCAGCUGAAAGUGACAUCAUGAAGAGGCGUCCACGAAACCCAAAGGUUGAUAACCUGGUAAACCACCGUCUCAUUGGCAUGGCCUAUGGACAGAUUGUUAUUUUUAAGACCUAUGAGCAGCGGAAGGUGGUGGAGUUCACGUGCCACACGGCCUUCUUUGUCAGCAUUGUGGUGGUGCAGUGGGCUGACCUCAUCAUCUGCAAGACUCGCCGCAACUCAGUCUUCCAGCAGGGCAUGAAAAACAAGGUUCUAAUUUUUGGGCUCCUGGAAGAGACAUUCCUGGCGGCUUUUCUGUCCUAUACCCCAGGCAUGAGCGUGGCUCUGCGGAUGUACCCACUCAAGUUAAACUGGUGGCUUUGUGCUGUGCCCUACAGCAUUAUUAUCUUCCUCUAUGAUGAAACCAGAAGAUUAAUCAUCCGUCUACAGCCUGGCGGCUGGCUAGAGAAGGAGACAUACUACUAA